GGGGGAAAAAUAGGCGAGACAGAAUACAGGGAGACUAAGAAAGGGUGAGCAUUAAGAUGCAUAGACAGCGAAGGUGAAGAUCUAAAAGCAGAAUCACUUUUUAUUUUACAGAGAAAACAAGAAACAGAGGAUUUCUUAUUUUUUUCUUUUCAUUUCAUUUUAAAAAUUAGAUUUCCUGUUACCUAAAAUACUCAAACGUUGCUGAACAAGGAGCGUAUAUGAAAGGAGGAGAACAAAACUAGUGCACAUUUUUGACACAAGAGUGUCAUAUAUUCAGGAGCACCGUUGUGUGCUGGGCUCAGUGCGCAAGUGUGUGCUGAGAGGAGGUGGGGGGAGGCGACCCGUGCUGUUUAAAGGGAAAAUACAAGGCACACACAAAGCUGGGAGCACAGGCAGGGAGAGGAGAGGAGUGGAGAGGAGAGGAAAAGGGAAGGUUGUGGGAAUCUGCUGAGCUAGCUGACUCUCUAACCAACAAGCCUCAUUUAUUUUUUUUAUGAUCAUCUUUAUUAUUAAUUGGGAUAUAACCCCACCGAGCCAGCACCGUCACCCUGCUGCAGCUCGCCAGCCUGAGCCUGGACACGGAAGUUGGAGGUGUUAUGGUGGCCCACAGGUCCUGAGACUGAAAAAGGAAGGACCUAACCUACAGCCAUUUGGUCUGAAGGAGAAACCAGAGAGAUGAUUGGCAGCUGAAGAGGAGAUUUAACAGAACUGUGAAUCAAUAACUCGGUGCUAACGCUGAAAGCCUGUUGGCUUUUAGGCUCCUGGUGCAGAAGUCAGGGGAGUCGGACGUAGCAGAUUCUCUCAGUGUUGGAGUGAGGCCCCCUCUGUGCUGCAGUGGAGGGCUUCACGGACACAGCUAGUCUGGCUGGAUGCAUCACGCAGUUGAGCAGUUAAGCGGCCGAGGCACACGGGACUCCUUCCCUCUGGACGGACUCAACCGGGGGCAAUGGCCUCCCGUGAACGGCCGCGCCUGGCAGCCACCUGCCAGGUGUUCGCCUGCAAUGAACCAACCGCAGCUUCCCCAUCUACCUCCAGCAGCACUAGGUGGUUUAAACCAUCACAGUAAAUACUUAAGUAACGGGCCGAUGCGAGGAGGUGAAAAGCUUGAUCUCCCACCAGCAAUGUUUCCAGGAAUGCACCGGGAGCAGCAGAGGCUUCCCCCCCAGCAUCUUCAUCCUCCCCCUCCUCCUCACAGAGUAUGGGAUCAGCAGUUCGACUCCCACCACCCCCCUCACACCCACCCGGUUCUGUCCCUACACAGCGACCACGCCAUGCGUCUAUUUAACGGCUACACGGGUAGCGGUGCACACCUUUUCAACCCACAUCUGCAUCCUAACCGAACAAACCCACUGAUGAAGGUGAGGGGUCCAUCACCGGUGGGAGAUGAGAUUUGGGCUCAGGUGCACCAGCAGAGAGGCUACCCAGGGAAGAUGCCAGGGGGUCAGCUGAAGAGACCGGGUCCUCCUCUGAUGGAGCACUCUGUCAUCCAACACACUCCUCCCGCAUCACUGCACAUACCCUCCCAUCCGGCAGCCGAGGACACCCCGAGUCCCAGCAAGAGGAGAAAGAGUUCGGAUCAGGUAUCCAACUCAGGGAUGCAUCAUUUUUCUAGCCAGUCGCCGUCUCCACCGCAGAUGCCAACUCACCACCAUCCCCCAAAGCCUGCUUUCUGGAACCCCAUUCAUAAGGACAACGGCGUCCUCUGGCAGCCCCAGACUUCUGACAGAAAACAUCCACAAGAUUAUCAGGGGAGUAAUAAACAAGGGAUGUGCAGCUACACCUCAAAGGCCUCUCCUAUAUCCUCCAGCCCUUCAAACCUCACUUCCUCUCCUCCAAACUCUUCUCCUGGAAGCUACAACCAGGGAUGUACUCCUCAGCUCCAGAAAGAUGUGCUACAACCUCAGGCUGCGAACCAUCAUUCCCCUCAUUCCUCCUACCCGAGUCCGAGCUCCAAACUGGACCUUGGCCCGUCCCGCCAGGCCGUGGAGCCCCGUGCUCUUCACAACCAGAGAAGCCCAAUCAGCGAGGGCCAAACGCCACCUACUCCAACCAGAGGAGACAAAGAUCAUCGGGUAAGAGGUCAGUCGUCACCAGCAAACGCUUCUGCAACCAGCAACAAAAAUGGCAGCGGCAGCAGUGUGCCUUACAGCCACUUCCAGCCUCACCCUGGGCUACGACACAAGGGUGCCCCCCCACCACUUCCUCCUGUCAGCAGCACCUCAGUACCUCAGCAUCAACGUGGACCCAGUGAGGCUUGGAGAUACCAGAGUGGGGCCAGCAGUCAUUCCCUGGCGUCGGUGGUCUACACGCCUCCAGGUCUGCUACCUCAACCCCAGCAGAGCCACAAUCAGGUCAUAGAUGAUCGGCUUUCAGGUCCCCCCCACCAUCACCGUCACGUCAUCCCCCCUGUGCCCCCAACCAACCCCACCCGGACGCCUGUCAUCACAACAAACAUCCCCAUGUCCCUGUCCUCCUGUGUCAGCCGCUACACCAACAGCUCAGACAGAGUUACCAUGGCUGUCUCUUCAGCGUCUACAUCUCCCCCUACUGGUUGCUCUGGGAACAGCCACACAGGUCAGAACAGUUGGAGAGGAUUGAUGGAUCCGAAGCCCCAAAGCUCCAACAGCCCUAAAACUGAAAUAGGUGCUCAGCUUCAGCCAGGUUGCCAGAGAGGUCAGGCUGCUCACCAUGAGCUCCAUAAACAUCAACACCAGGAAUCCACAAAGUCCCAGCCCACCAAGGAGAAGAUGCCAUACUACGCUCAGCCGAAGCUGGAGCAUCCUUCUCCUGUAUUUUCUACUCCUUUGUUCUCCUUUAGGGCCCCUCGGGGAGAGGAAAGUGUAAUCACAAGGAGAGAUUCAAAUCCUGUCCCCAGUUCCCCAACGACAUACUGCCCAGCUACUCUUCCCUCUAUCAACACCUCGCCUCAAGAAUCCAGACAGAAUCAUCAGCCGAACUCCUUCUCCACUCCUCAAGCCUCAACCUCUGCCCCGCAGUCAAUAGGAGACGUCUUGGACAAGCUCGACGCAGAGCUGGAGGGACAUAUGCAAGCUGAGGAGCAGCGCAGGAGAGAAAGAGAGGAGCAGGAGAGGAAAAAAGAAGAGGCAAAGCAAAAGAGAGAGUUGGAAAUAAGGCGAAAGCUGGAGGAGGAGAGGCAGAGGAAACGGGAAGAGGAGAAGAAAAGAGAGCUGGAAAAAAUGGAGAUGGAGAGAAAAAGAAGGGAGUGGGAGAAGCAAGAGGAGGAAAGAAAGAAGACAGAGUGGGAAAACAGAGAGCGAGAAAGGAAGAGGAAGGAGUGGGAGAGACAAGAAGAGGAGAGGAAGAGGAAGGAAGCUGAGAGGCAGGAAAGAAAGAAGAGAGAAAUAGAGAGGGCGAAGGAGGAGAAGAGAAGACUUGAAGAGGAGAAGAAGAUGGAGCAAAAGAAGGAGGAAAGUCUUCGCAGUGCUAAAGGAAAAGAGCAAACUGCUAUUGAAAACCUAGAGAGACUCCUCUCGGGAAAUCCCCCCACAGUGCCCCCUCCUCCUCCCCUCUCCGUUCCUGCCAACCCCUCCGGUGCUCCACCUUCCACCUCCCAGGCGUCUCCUCCGUACCCUUGGCUCAGUCGCGGUGGUGUACCUCCCACUCCGCCCGCCCAGACCCCCAGCAACCCCACAGAGAGGCUCCGCCCCCCUCCACUCACACCUCAGACUGAGUAUGCUAGAGAGAAGCAGCGGCAGAGGGAGAUGUGGAGCAACGGCGGCACCGUCGCAGCAUUUAAUCCCACAUCAACACUUGAUACCUCAGGGAUAAACCAGCCCAUAUAUCCCAACAAGCCCCCAGCAAUGCAAGCUGCACCCAACCAAUCCAAAGACUCCGGCAGGGAUAGAGACCACCACCAUCUCCCUACUUUGGCGAUUCGAGAGCCGCCCAAGCUCUAUCAGGCAUUUUCUAGAGAUAGCCUCCCCCUGCCACCUUUAUCCUCAAGCGCUGCCUCUGCCAGGGGGAUCAACAACACACAGUCAACUGAACGGGGCACGGAAAACGCUGGCGCCCAGUCCGACAGCGCUCAGUUUGAGGAGGAGCCCUCUGAAAUGGCCACCAUGCUCCCUGACGGUCUGGCUAACAUUAUGGCAAUGCUGGAUGAAUCGAUUGAAAAAGAAGAGGAAAUGUUUAUCGGUGAAAAGAAGGAGCCAGCGGGUCUCAUCCACAACUUCAUCCCAAGCACUGACCCCAUCAAGAGCUACCUGUGCGCCCCGGAUCUGAUCCCAGCCACUAAGCAUCAGCCUCACCAGGAAGAUUUGAGAUCUAACCCCAGCCCCCCUGUACUUAGCCGCCAAGGCUCUCUGGCAUCACCUUGCAGCCGAACGUCUUCCCUCGAGGAAGAGGAGGACUACCAUAAGGCUUCUCUGCAUGUUCCUCUGAGCCACGGAAAGCCAACUGUAAAGAUGGAAAUGGGAGUAGGGAACACAAAUUACCGCCACAGUGACCUGGCCAAACUCUACGGCUUCCCAGAGCAGACCAAAAGCGAAGCUGAUGAUGAAUCUGAAGAGGAUUCUGAGACGCCAUCUUGUUCUCCGCCACCCCAAAGACCCCAUCUCCAUCAGACGGGGGUGAACAGUAUGUAUAAGGCUAAAAAAACAGAGCUGGACAGCCAGAAGUAUGCCUAUCGAGGCGGACCUUUCGGGAGACCGCCUCCUUCAGCUCUGGUUGGCAUCAAAUAUUCUUCCUCGCUGUCACUAGGCCCCGAUAUCUGCCGUCAGCAGCAAGGCAGUUCUCCUACAUCUGAUUCGACAAGCCCACCAUUCAGCCCGGCUGUCCCACAACAGAAAUCCUUCCCUGAGUCACUGCUGGAGGACAAGAAACUAAAAACGGAGGACAGCGAUGUCUGGACGGACGAGGGGGAGAUGGAAGAGAGGCCAAACUCUCCUGAAGAGAGGAAGACCAUAAAGCCCAUCAAGGUGAUAAAGAAUAAACACAAACUGACCACCAUCUCUGAGUCUUCUCUGAAGGAGCUGGGGAAGAGCUGCGAGGUCAUGCUGCGUCGAGAGUUGCUCGAUCGACCCGAGCACCGUAGCAAGUCCAAGUACCGACACAAGCCUGAGAAAGAAAAGGAGCGCAACGACAAGAAAAGGAAGCACGGUCACAGCAGCAGGAAGCAUGAAGACAAAAAGGAAAGGAAGAAGCACAGAGAGAAGAGAGACGACGCCUCUUCUUCCUCCUCUUCGUCCAGCUCCGGCCACAAGCGCCACAGAGAUGGCAAGAGCCACAAAGAGAAAAAGGACCGCAGAAUCCUGGGGGAUCUCAAUUUCCAGAGGCGGGAGUCUGAGAAGGACAGGGCUGGUUGCGAAUCAGAGAAAAAGAAACGGAAAGACGGUAGCUCUUCUGGGGAGCGUGUAGAAUGGACCUCCAGUUCAGGGGAGACGUCUUCCGAGCACAGGAACGGCACAGACAGCGGCUCCUCUUUGGGCUCCAAAGACCUGAUGAAGUUAAAGGCGCUGUCGGACGGUCCGCCCAAGGAACUGAAGAUUCGCCUCAUAAAGGUGGAAAGCGGCGACAGAGAGACGUUCAUCGCCUCCGAGGUGGAGGAGAAGAGAAUACCUCUAGCAAAAAUCAGCAUCAAGAACACUGCAAGCGAAAUUAUCCGCUCCUGCAAGGCGGCUCGUAUCAAAGGGAAAUUUAAGGAAUCGUAUCUGCUUCAAGCCUUCUCCGUCAAACCCAUAAUAAGCACAAAUGAACCCAUCCCUAGAGAGAAACUCAACCCUCCUACACCCAGCAUCUACUUGGAGAGCAAGAGAGAUGCUUUCUCUCCGGUUCUGCUGCAGUUCUGCACAGACCCAAAGAACCCUGUUACGGUCAUCAGGGGACUGGCUGGAUCUCUUCGACUCAAUUUGGGACUUUUUUCCACAAAGUCUCUGGUGGAGGCAAGCGCAGACCAGGCCGUUGAGGUGAGGACUCAGGUGCAGCAGCCCGCAGACGAGAACUGGAAUGCCACCGGCACCGGUCAGACUUGGCCCUGUGAGAGCAGUCGCUCCUACACCACCAUCGCCAAGUAUGCCCAGUACCAGGCUUCCAGCUUCCAAGAGAGUCUACAGGAGGAGAAGGGCAGCGAGGAGGAGGACGAAAACGAGGAGAAGAAGCCGCCUGUUGGUGCUGAUGCUAGCAAAGAUGGCUCCAAAGAGAAUAACAAUGGAGAGCAGAAAGCUGUUGGGAAGAUCAUCAAAUUUGGGACCAAUAUCGACCUCUCUGAUCCAAAGAGGUGGAAGGCCCAGCUUCAGGAGCUGCAGAAGCUUCCAGCAUUUAUGCGCGUAGCCUCUAGCGGGAACAUGCUAAGCCAUGUUGGACACACCAUCUUGGGCAUGAACACCGUCCAGCUCUACAUGAAGGUUCCCGGUAGCAGGACGCCUGGUCACCAGGAAAAUAAUAACUUCUGCUCAGUUAACAUCAAUAUUGGCCCAGGAGACUGUGAGUGGUUCUCUGUGCAUGAAGACUACUGGGAGGCAAUCAACGACUUCUGUGAAAAGCAUGGAGUGGACUACUUGACAGGGUCCUGGUGGCCGGUGUUGGAGGACCUGUACAACGCCAACAUCCCUGUUUAUCGUUUCAUCCAGCGGCCCGGAGACCUGGUGUGGAUCAAUGCUGGCACUGUCCACUGGGUGCAGGCUGUGGGAUGGUGCAACAACAUUGCCUGGAACGUGGGACCUCUCAACGGCUACCAGUAUCAGCUGGCUCUGGAGAGGUUUGAGUGGAAUGAGGUGAAGAAGGUCAAGUCCAUCGUUCCUAUGAUUCAUGUUUCCUGGAAUGUGGCCCGCACCAUCAAGGUCACUGAUCCAGACACCUAUAAAAUGAUCAAACACUGCCUGCUGCAGUCCAUGAAACACAUCCAGAUCCUACGGGACCAACUGGUAGCUGAUGGGAAGAAGAUUUCCUAUCAGAGUCGGGUCAAAGAUGAGCCCGCUUACUACUGCAAUGAGUGCGACGUGGAGGUGUUCAAUUUGCUGUUUGUGACGUGCGAGAACAGCAGCAGGAAGACGUAUGUGGUUCACUGUGAAGACUGCGCCAGACGGCGGACCCCCAACCUGAACAACGUGGUGGUGCUGGAGCAGUACCGCAUAGAGGAGCUCAUGAACACAUACGACUCUUUCAUUCUGCAUGCGUCGUCCUCUCGGUGACGGAGCCCUCCCUCCACGUCUCCUCAGCCAUAACCAAAACUCCUGCGUCGCCAGGACAAAAGACAGUCUUUUCAGGCCCACCAUUUCAUUAUUAUUUUUGAAUUGCUACUGCUACGAAAAUGCUUAUCAGCCAGCUGAAUACGUUUACUUGUUACUGUUUACAGAAUCAAAAGAGAAAAAAAAAAAGCCGCUAAAAAAAAAAAAAACCCGUUUACUCAGAUGGUGCUUUGAAGCAGAAACCCCGUGGGCGGGGCAGCUGGUGCUGCCAUUGAACAAACUGUGGACAAUAAAACGUUUCAAUGGCGCAUUUUUUUUUUUUUCGUCUUGAAUACUGAAUUUGUACAUGGUGUUUGAAAACUUUGUGGGGUGCUGUCUUUUUUUUUUUUUCUAUAUAAUUUGUUUUUCUAAACUAGAUCAGUCUAGAUAUAUACCACAUUGGCCUUGUAUUUAGCAAAGAAAGAAAAUGAAAUUACUAAUAAUAGAGAUAUGAACAUUUUUCUAAAGCAUUAAGUAUUUUAAAAAUGUUUGGAAUGCUUCAAAAGAUACGGGUUUUAGCAGGUUUUUUUUUUUAAAGGGGGGGUCAGUUGUUUUUUUUUUCCAGAUGCUUGUAUUUGUUGUAAAUCUUGUUUCUAUUGAAUUAUACUUUAUUUCCUCUGGAGAUUAAUACUCAGCUGUCACACAUCAUCAGGUCUCUUGUUCUGUUUUUUUUCUAUCUCUGUAUGAACUUUGUCCAGGAAAAAAAAAAAAGAACUCAUCAUCUGGUGUGUGCUGUUCUUCUGUUUCAGUAUGCAGUUAUUGUUUGUUUUUUUUCUUUUAGCAAUUGUACAUUUAAUUUAAAAUGCUUUCUCUAUUUAUUGGAUAUUAAUGUUCUCCCUUUUGGACGAAUUGUACAUUUAUUUUUCGUCCUGAUCGGACACGGUGACUGCUUUGUAAGAACUGAAACUUGGAGGUAUCUCUGUGGCGGUGGAGGGUGCUGUUUUUCCUGGUGCUUGCCUCUCAACCUCUGCCUUUUCUCUCCUGAUAUAUAUUGAAUCGAAUCUUUUAUCUUGAAUAUAACACCACCUUUCCUGUAGAAGAUAGACACACUGCUCAUGUAGAGAAGAUGACUAAUGGAAUGCUGUGUUUGUAUUCUGAUAAAGGAAAAAAAAACAUUUUUUUUCCAGAAAGUGUUUUGAGAAAUCUUUCUUUCUUUUUUUUAUACUACGUAGGGGGCUUUUAGAUGAGAUUUUUAUGAUAUUUGUUGAAUAUGAUAAUGGGAUAGAUGGUGCUAAAUGUUCUCUUUUGAACAACCUUUUUUUUUUUCUUUUUUUGUCCUCUUUAAAUGAAAAAAAUCUAUUUUUCCUGUUGCAAUAUUACCUUUUCCUUCUCUUUGUGGUCAUUUAUUUAUAACUGCACUGUUUUAGCGAAUUCACACAGACCUACUUGCAGACACACACACACACCAAACUGAGCCAGACAUGUCUUAAACACUUGUGAAUUUGUGUGACAUUACUAUGACUAUUAAUUAAAUAAACACUUGAUAAAUCCAGACAAA
Molecule: messenger RNA, 8682 nt
Organism: Cyprinodon tularosa
Lineage: Eukaryota; Metazoa; Chordata; Actinopteri; Cyprinodontiformes; Cyprinodontidae
Gene: kdm6ba
Product: lysine (K)-specific demethylase 6B, a
Exons: 23
Coding region: 870-7148 (2092 amino acids)
Biological process (GO): heart development; regulation of gene expression
Cellular component (GO): MLL3/4 complex
Molecular function (GO): histone H3K27me2/H3K27me3 demethylase activity; RNA polymerase II cis-regulatory region sequence-specific DNA binding; chromatin DNA binding
Source: RefSeq, a predicted model, not a curated record